This is a messenger RNA of Gamsiella multidivaricata, 1202 nucleotides long. RefSeq lists its product as uncharacterized. The coding region runs from base 131 to 895 and encodes 254 amino acids. The transcript has a single exon. Lineage: Eukaryota; Fungi; Mortierellomycota; Mortierellomycetes; Mortierellales; Mortierellaceae. The record is from RefSeq and is a predicted model, not a curated record.
CGCGCAAGGCAUUCGAUCACCUCAAGAGCGAUCUUCAAGCUGGCGACGCAAUCGAUAUUCCAAGUCUGGGCCAAACCCCAAGGAAUUUGGACGUCAUAGCCCAGGUCAAGAAUUUUUCGUUACGGAACAAAUGCUGGAGCUUUGGAAGGACAUUUGCAGUGAAAAGGAUCGUAUAUACAGACGGGUCCUGUCCGGUCCGAUGGGCGUUGGUAAGUCGUACCUCUCCUAUUUUCUCGCAGCAAGAGCGUAUGCCGAAGGAUGGCCCACCCUCUACAUAUCGGAUGCGGGAAAGCUGGACACAAACACACAGGAAGAAUCAACAAUAGAAGUAGUCAAGCGCUUCCUGGCUAUCAACAAAGACAUUUUGACUGCCGCUGAGCUGGAGAAGCUUGUAGGCAACUACAACGGGGGAAACGACAUUUCCAAUGGCGCCACUUCAGUAAUCUUCGAUGAUCUACUCCAGCAGAGGGGACGAAAAGCCUUAUUGAUUGUUGAUGAUCAUUGGAAAUUGUUCGAAAAAGUUUCCGACUUGCCAACAAAAUUCAGGUCAUUGAAUCCCCUGUCAUCCUAUCACUGGUGGGGUGAAGACUCCCCAUGGUCUCGAGUGAUUUUUACGGGGACUGCACAUGCAAAAUAUGAGAUGACUGUCAUGGAUGAUAGUUAUAGACCUACGUCGGUGCUAUUUGUGGGCCCGCUAUCGGAUACAGUAUUCCCCAAGCUGCUGGACACAUACCCUCGCCUGAAUCUACCGGAUAUCAAGGACGAGGUGAAAGCGAUUACAAACUGUGUGCCACGGGAGCUUAUGCGUCUGUCGGCCUUCCUCAAGUACUUCCAGGAUCCGAUAUCUACAGGCGACCUUCAAAAAUUUACAAAAGUCGAUCAGCGGUUUUUCUGAAAGUCGCCAACAAAUACUACAGCGGUCUCCAAGAUACCGAUAAGAAGCGUUUUUACAAUGACCUCCUUCAAUCGUUCCUGUACAGCACCGCCAAUGUCUAUUUCCAAUGGGAGUUUGUGGACCUAGGAUUAAUAUAUCGGUGCAGGGAAACCACCUAUCAAACAAUCGUAUGCCACAUUCUAUGCCGUCCCGCCCACCAAGCUCUUUUGGACCUCUUCAAGUCGUUUGCGCUACCCGACGACAUCAAACAACGGAUUCAUCUUGGCCAGCUCAGCGGUGACGAGUUUGAGCAAGCACUAUUUCAUCA